Molecule: messenger RNA, 2555 nt
Organism: Protopterus annectens (West African lungfish)
Lineage: Eukaryota; Metazoa; Chordata; Ceratodontiformes; Protopteridae
Product: zinc finger protein 271-like
Exons: 5
Coding region: 98-2344 (748 amino acids)
Biological process (GO): regulation of immune system process; negative regulation of transcription by RNA polymerase II; regulation of cytokine production
Source: RefSeq, a predicted model, not a curated record
GUCACUAGACGUUAUUCAAGGGAGCAUCAGUUUCUGUGGAAAACAUACAGUAUUUUAUUUAACUUGAAUUUCUGAGUGGUGUAGUUUGUGGGACUUGAUGCCUAAUUGGAGGACCAUGAAGUUGGAGGUACCAGAAAGCUUUGAAGAUGUUGCUGUCCAGUUUUCAAGAGAGGAGUGGGAGAUGCUAAGUGAACAGCAGAAGGAGCUGCACAGAGAAGUCAUGAUACAGACCUAUGAAAUCAUGGUUUCUGUAGGGUACAACAUCCCAACAGAACGUCUUUGGCUUCUUAUUAAUAAAGAUGAGACAGUCCCAUUUCAUGGCAGUGAAGAAGGAAUGGUGGUGCAACAAAGUCAGCUUCCUGACAGUGGUAUCUACAGGUACAACAUACCAGCGGAACGUCUUUGGCUUCUUAUUAAUAUAGAUGAGACAGUCCCAUCUGAUGGCAGUGAAGGAGGAAUGGUGGUGCAACAAAGUCAGCUUCCCGACAGUGGUAUCUACAUCAACAGGAAUGCAGACUUCAGCCAGUUUCAGAGUCCGCAGUUAUCAUUUGGGAUACCCCUGGAUUCAAAGCAUGACACAGCUCUCCUGGAUAAGAUGUCAGUCAUGAAGCAAGACCUGAUUCAGCUGGAUACUACACACCUGAAACAUUUGGAAAAUAACAAGGGGGUUAUUAGGAAAAUUAAUCACAAAAUGCAUCUGGCAAAUUGUGAAGGAGAAAGACACCGUAAAGUGCGUAAAUACAAAACAAUUCCAAUAUUUGACAGUAACAGCAAAACUGGUCAGUUAAUCCAUAGUGAGAAAAGGGAAAAAAAUACCUUAGAAAAACAUCAGCAAAUAACCAGCAGAGUAAAACUGUACAAAUGUACCACAUGUGGCAAGACUUUUGCAGAAGAAAAAGGAUUGUCAGUGCAUAUGGUUAUUCAUACUGGAAUGAAACUUUUUAAAUGUACCACUUGUGACAAAAGUUUCUCAAGGCAGUCAUGCAUAGAAAAACAUCAGUUAGUCCAUACUGAACAACAUGAUUUAAUAGUAACUAAUAGCAAAAAAAUGAAAAUUGUUAACCAGCAACUGUAUAAGAAUGCAACAGGUGACAAGAGUUUUACAAAUGAACAUUUAGCAAGAAAUAAUGAUAGCCAUACCCUGCAAAAAUCAUAUACAUGUACGAUGUGUGACACGAUUUUUAAAAGGAGGAAUCACCUGGUAGCACAUCAAAGUCUCCACACUAGGCAAAAGCCAUAUAAAUGCACAAUCUGCAGUAAGAGUUUUAGGCUGAAAAGUGGUAUAGUAAAACAUCAGUAUAGUCACGCUGGGCAGAAACCCUAUAAUUGUUUCAUGUGUGGCAAGAGUUUUGGACAAAAGAGUGUCAUGAUAGCACAUCAAUACACCCACAGUAGUCAGAAACCCUAUAAAUGCACCAUGUGUGACAAGAGUUUUAUAUAUGAAAGUGUUAUGAUACAACAUCAAAAUAUCCACACUGGGCAGAGACCCUAUGAGUGCAUCCUAUGUGAGAAGAGCUUUAGCUACAAAGGCAGUAUGGUAAAACAUCAAAAGAGUCACACUGGCCAUAAGCCCUAUAAAUGCUCAAUGUGUGAGAAGAGUUUCAUUGAUAAGAGUCAUAUGGUCAGCCAUCAGAGUAUCCACACAGGGGAGAAACCAUAUCAGUGCACCAUGUGUGACAAGAGUUUUAGACAAAAAUGUACUUUGAUAAAACAUCAGUAUAUCCACUCUGGACAGAGACCCUAUAAAUGCACCAUGUGUGACAAGAGUUUUAGACAAAAAUGUACUUUGAUAAAACAUCAGUAUAUCCACUCUGGACAGAAACCUUAUAAAUGCACCAUGUGUGACAAGAGUUUUAUAUAUGAAAGUGGGAUGAUACGACAUCAGAAUACGCACGCAGGACAGAGGCCCUAUAAAUGCACCAUGUGUGACAAGACUUUUACACAGAAGGUUCACUUGGUCAGCCAUCAGAGGAUCCACACAGGGGAGAAACCGUAUCAGUGCACCAUGUGUGACAAGAGUUUUAGACACAAAUGUACUUUGAUAAAACAUCAGUAUAUCCACUCUGGACAGAAACCUUAUAAAUGCACCAUGUGUGACAAGAGUUUUACACAAAAAUGUACUUUGAUAAAACAUCAGUAUAUCCACUCUGGACAGAGACCCUAUAAAUGCACCAUGUGUGACAAGAGUUUUAGACACAAAUGUACUUUGAUAAAACAUCAGUAUAUCCACUCUGGACAGAAACCCUAUAAAUGCACCAUGUGUGACAAGAGUUUUAGACACAAACGUACUUUGAUAAAACAUCAGUACAUCCACUCUGGACAGAAAAGACGAUUAGUAAAGUAGAAGUUAAAGAAAUAGAAGUUGAAGUUAUGGAGUGCCUGUGAAGUGAAGGAUUUAAUGUAGAAGGCCUAAAACAGAUUACGUCACAUCAUGAUGGAGUGAGUCUCCAGAAUAAGGAAAAGCAAGAAGAUCAGGAGACGUGAAGAAGAAAUAUGGACAUGGGAAAGGAAAAGAGAUUUAAUAUGGUGUAAUAUUCAUGCAAAGGAGAAAGCAA